This is a messenger RNA of Cherax quadricarinatus, 2406 nucleotides long. Lineage: Eukaryota; Metazoa; Arthropoda; Malacostraca; Decapoda; Parastacidae. The record is from RefSeq and is a predicted model, not a curated record.
GUGGGAGAUCAUAUUUACCCUGUGGGAGAUCAUAUUUACCCUGUGGGAGAUCAUAUUUACCCUGUGGGAGAUCAUGUUUCCACUGUUGGGUGCUUAUAAAAUUCCUUUCAGUCACCAUUAGUAAACAUACAUCAUUAUUUGUCUGUCAGUUGAUCUUCAGUUUUAGAACUUCGAAUCAAGUAUUUUGGACCCAACUUCCCACCUUGUCCUUCGCUAAUUCUUCGCUUUAUUUCUCGUGCAGUUCGACCGUUCCAGUCGUACCAAGUCCGAGUCUCUGUGUGGACUGGAGGAAGUUCUCAGUUGCCUCCAGCCCAGCGAAUUCGAGGAUGAACAGCUCUCCAGGUUCAAGGGAAUGUGCUGGACCGACUUUGUCAGCUUCAUGGAGGACGGACCUCAGGGAGAUCAGGACUCGCCCACCUCAACAGAGUCCCAGGACACGCCGCUACUGCAAGAGACCAGCGUAACGAACCCAACCAGCAUAGCAAACCCGACCAACCUACCGACCCCGCCAGUGGUGGCCCUCAAUGACCAGGCGCUGCUAAUCACCCCGACGAAACCCGAGCCCCGACUCGACUCUGCUGACAGACGGGAAAAGCUUGACCGCCUGUCGGCCCUCUCGUGCCUUGACCGUGAGACGCCGCUGCCCAGGAAGCGUCACCCAAUGACCAUCAUGCGGACCAUGAGUGAACGGUCCCUGGACCGCGGGAGGGUAGGGCUUCUCAACAUGCUAAGUGAGCGGGUCCACACGGAACGAUCGCCCGUGAAGACCUUCAAUAAGUCGCCCUUGAUCGGCAACAGCGCCAAGAUGGGAGGGGCUCUGACGGGCGUAGAGAAAGCGCUGGCUUCCCUCAACAAGACCGAGACCAAGAGACGAGAGGCGGUCUGGGACCUCUUCCAGUCCGAGUGCGCCUUCCUCUACGAUCACUUAAUGGUCCUUAAAAACGUGACCUACGCGUUCUGCAAGGAGUUUAUCAACCUACUGGAGCAACAUCAGGUGCCCGUGGGUCACCUAGACACCACUAAUGUCUUGGUCAAGCUCUUUCAGAAGGGUAGCAAGGCGACCAUGCUGUGUCAAGCCUACCACCGCUAUGCUCUCAACUACAUCAACGCUCUCAACUACCUCGAGACCCUCAGAAGACAACUCGAAUUCUGUGAAUUCGAAAAGUGGUGCAAUAGGGACCCGCGUUGCAAGAAGCUGCAGCUGACAGACCUGCUGGUGGCACCCGUUCAACACAUCAUGAAGGUGCCACUCAUCCUGAGAGACAUCGAGGGUCGAACUGAGGACCCUCAGGAGAGAGCGGUGGUGAGAGAGAUCAUCGAAGCUGAGGAACACUCUCUCAGAGAACUGGACGACAAGAUGAAGUGGCUGAAGAACUUUGAGCGUCUCUUGGAGAUCCAAAGGAACAUCGUGUGGCCGCCCGUCACAGAACUUGACCCCAAGGUCUACAUUCCGGAGUUCCUCAAGGGAGCCAUCUCGCGACAGCCUUGUGAGCGUCUGAUUGUGUCACCACGAAGACAGAUCAUCCUUGAAGGUUCUCUACACAUGUUAGACCACAACAAACCCCAGGAAAUGUACGUCAUCCUCUUCGACGAUAUGCUCCUCAUCACCCGCAGGAAGAAGGGACUCCAUAAAAAGAAAUCGUCCCUGACGGAGAACUGGCCAAGUUCGUGCUCCAGGGGAUCUACAGGGAGCGACUCCGCCCUCCGCUACAUCGUCUACAAGCAGCCUCUUUCCUUGGACCGCUUCUUCAUCCACGACGUCACUCCUCAGGAGUCUGCAGCCUCCAAGCUCGAAGCUGCCUUCGUUCUCGUCAACCUCAACCGCUUCCAGCAGAUCGUCGCUGUCUACACCUUCCAGGCCCAAACUGAUCAGAUUAAGCAAACUUGGCUAAUGAAGCUAAGAGACACACAAGACAAGUGGAAAAGAACACUGCAGAACACAGUGUUCAGAUCCCAGCGCCUCUCCUCAGCCACCACUCCACCUAGGAGCUCACAAAUCCUGAAGGAAGCCAGCAUCCACAGAGAGUAUCCGUGAACACACUGCUCCGUAAAACGUCUAGGAUAUCCUUACAGAAAACGAUAAAAUAAAACAAAGAGGCUGUCUUCGCCUCUAGGCCUAGUGAAGUCUGGCCUCUCCGCCCGUGCGCGCAAAAGUGUAUCGAGAGGUGAAGUGGUCUUCAGAUCCGUGGUCUGGCCUCGCACAUGGACGUUACGGUCCAGAGACACCACACACAGACUUGAGUGCCACGAUGCUCACCAUCACAAACACACGCACAUGCACACACACCGCCGAAUCUUGAUAAAUAAUUCUCUAUAUUCUUCAUCCAUCACUGAUAACACACCACCAUCGUCAUCACAUCUCUAUAUACGAAUGUCAAGUUCCUUCGAUACACUCGCCCUGUUCAU